AACAUAAACUAUCAGAGUUCUCUUUGUACCUUUACCCGGACCUUCAUCACUGUCCCUGCCAGAAAUCCCAGCCUUUGCAUCAUGAAUGAUGAAUUAUUUGUGAGGAUCUCCGCUUCAAGUGAGCUCAAGAAUGCAUUUUCUGUCCUACUGUACACACUUUCCUCGAGUUCUGUGCCCAUUUUAUCCCAGGAACAGAAGGAUAUGAUUCGGACAUUAUCUAUCCACUCUGGGAUGAACUUUCAGUCUUCUCAUAAGUUCCUUGAGGACAACAAUUGGAACUACAGCACAGCUUUUCAGAGCUUCACUGUGAUGAAGACUGAGGGAAAGAUCCCAGAAGAGGCUUUUAAAGAAACUCCCUAAAGGGAGCCUUUGGAUGUUAUCUUUAUCUACAGCAUAAAUGAUU
Molecule: messenger RNA, 403 nt
Organism: Sorex fumeus (smoky shrew)
Lineage: Eukaryota; Metazoa; Chordata; Mammalia; Eulipotyphla; Soricidae
Product: nuclear RNA export factor 2-like
Exons: 4
Coding region: 82-360 (92 amino acids)
Biological process (GO): poly(A)+ mRNA export from nucleus
Cellular component (GO): nucleus
Molecular function (GO): RNA binding; protein binding
Source: RefSeq, a predicted model, not a curated record